Molecule: messenger RNA, 3098 nt
Organism: Uloborus diversus
Lineage: Eukaryota; Metazoa; Arthropoda; Arachnida; Araneae; Uloboridae
Gene: RhoBTB
Product: rho-related BTB domain-containing protein 1-like
Biological process (GO): small GTPase-mediated signal transduction
Molecular function (GO): protein binding; GTPase activity; GTP binding
Source: RefSeq, a predicted model, not a curated record
UUUAUUUAUUUUCUACAUAUUUAUUCAUCGGAUGAGCGAGGCAUAUUUUGUUUCUAGAAAUGAGCAAAAAAUAUUUAAAAGGCAUUUGACAUAAUCUGUUACGUUAGCUAAUUUUGAAAAUAUUGAUUAUGUGCUAGAAAGUCGGUGUUGGUACAACGGGAAAGUAGACUCGUUUACUAGUGGACAUAAUUUCUUGUUAUUUCUUUGACAUAGUAAAAACAGUUUUUAAGCUAACAAUGUUGAACAGGUGAAAAUAAAUAGCUCAUCUGAAUCGAGUUCCUAACAAACAUGUUUUCAGAUUAAUCGAAAUUUUACAUUCGUAUUCGCUUUAGCGAUAUUUAAAAAAAAAAAAAAAAAAAAAAAAACCUCUGCACUGGCACAUUUUACGUAAAAUAUUGUUCAAAGAAAAGGAGGUAGCAGGAAAUAACAACAGACGGACAUUUAUUUACAUUUCCAACUAUGAAGCGUGUCUGCAGUUUUCUAUUCAUUAGUUUAAUUCAAAAUUCAUCUUAAAGAAAUCUCAUAUACUACUCAUAUGAUUAGAGAAUGAUGUUGCAAUUCUAAAAAUGCGAAUUCAAAUCCGCGCUAUUUGAAUAAGGAAGUUUCAAGAUGCUCCCCGCUAGUUUUUUACGUCUUUCACCCUGCCUGGCUCUUCAAUGAAAAAUUUCACUCUCCAUUCUAUCCUCUCCGUCAAGUUGACAACCGAGAUCCAAAUGCGCAUGCGUCUCCCACGAAGCACGCUUCUCUUUUUAGCUGUUGUUUGGCCAGUCAAAAAAAAUAAAUAAAUAAAAGAGGGAAAAAAUUCUGUAGCCAGCGUGAAACGAAGACUGAUUAAAAUACCUUGGAAGAUCUACACCGUUAGGUCGGUGUUAGAAUAUUAGAUCACUGCUCUAAGUCCUUGGACGCUGCCUUCUUAAAAAUUUUUGUUAAGUGCCUUUAACUUUGGAAACACUUUAACCAUGCUAAUGAAAACAUCGGAUGAGGUGAAGUGAGGGGAGCAGCAGGACAUGGAAUGUCAGGAGCAUGGAUAAUGAGCAGCCGCAUCAAGAGCACGUCAAAUGCGUGGUGGUGGGGGACACGGCGGUCGGCAAGACGCGCCUCAUCUGUGCUCGGGCCUGCAACGCUAGACUCACUCUCAGUCAACUGCUCACCACGCACAUACCAACCGUCUGGGCUAUCGACCAGUAUCGCAUCUACAAGGAGGUUCUUGAACGCUCCUGUGAAGUUGUUGAUGGUGUCAAUGUAUCUCUAAGGCUAUGGGAUACAUUUGGAGAUCAUGACAAGGAUAGGAGGUUUGCAUAUGGAAGGUCAGAUGUGGUGCUUCUUUGUUUCUCCAUCGCUAAUCCUAUGUCUUUGAGAAAUUGCAAAGUUAUAUGGUAUCCUGAAAUUCGCCGAUUUUGCCCAAGCACUCCCAUCGUUUUGGUUGGCUGCAAAAAUGACUUGCGAUACAUGUACAGAGAUGAACAGUUUCUUAGUCUCUGCAGAGAUCGGAGUCCAUUUUUCAGGCCUCUUAGAGAAAGUGAUAUACUAACACCAGAGCAAGGGAGAUCUGUGGCAAAAGAAAUUGGAGCUCCAUAUUAUGAAACUAGUGUGCUAACUCACUUUGGUGUGAACGAAGUUUUUGAAAAUGUCAUUCGUGCGGCACUAUUGGCCAGGAGGCAGCAAAGAUUUUGGAUGACUAAUUUGAAGCAUGUUCAACGUCCUUUAUUACAGGUUCCAUUUUGUCCGCCUGAGCCCCGACCCCCAGAAGUGAUUGUACCACCUCCUCAGUUUGAAGAUGAUAUGCUGUCUUUACUCCAUAGCCAGACUUAUACAGAUGUCAUCUUCCUUACUGGAAAAGUGGGUUUUGCUGCCCAUAAAUCUGUUUUGUCUGCUGUAUGCAACUCUCUUUACAAGUUGUUCACUAUAGAUUUAUCGUCAGAGUCUACUCUUGGAGGUCGAAGUGCAAGUGAUUCCAGUGUGGUUAGCUCUUCAGAUAGUUCUGUGGGGAAUUUCAACAUGGACACUGAGCAAUUAAUCACUGACAGCCCACAUUCUGUCAUCACCUGUGCCUCUUUCUGUUUAUCUCGAAGCCAUCACAAUGCCAAUCAAAAUAAUGCUGUUGAAACCCACCACCAUGGUGCUGUUCGUAGGCGCUCAAGCUGUCAGAUUCACCCUGAAUCAUCUCAUGGAUCAACUAACAUCACGACGGGUAUUCGGAGAAUCCUGGAUCAUCGAGCAUAUCAGUGCAUAAGCAUCGAGCGUUGUGAGGGUCUUGACCACAGAGGAAGAGUGACUUCAUCUAUACAGACAAUAGUCACUUUAACCAAAGUGAUAACUCCAGGUGCCAUGCAGAGUUGCCUCAGAUUUCUUUACACUGGAGAUGUGGACCAGAAGAUGUGUAUUAAUAUGACUGAGCUGUUAGAGGCAGCAGAACUUAUGGACAUACCAGAAUUACAGACUUUUGACCAGGAGUUGUGCUCUCCUGUGCAGUUAUUGAUUGGCAGUGGACAGAAUAUGCAGAAGGAAUUCACAGAACUGCAUCAGAAGUUUUCACAGAAAGUCAGAAAUCGCAUGAGAGAGGUCUGUUUACACCAGGGGCUGUUUUCAGAUGUAUAUUUCCAACUUGAAGAUGGCCUUUGUUGUGCACACAAACCUAUAUUAAUGGCCCGCUGUGAUGUGAUGGCUGCCAUGUUUCGAGGAGAUUUUCGUGAAAGUUCCGCGAAAAUUGUACAUUUUCCUGGUGUGACAAAGUGCUGCUUCCAGCAACUCUUAGUUUACUUAUAUACAGAUGAAAUUGAUGAUACUGUGAAUGCCACUAAUUGUUUGGAGCUUUUGGAGCUUGCAAACCGUCUUUGUUUGCCCAGAUUGGUUGGUCUAGUUGAGAAACAAGUCAUUCAUGAAUUAAUUACACUUUCUGAAGAAGGAGAUGCCACAGAGCAUUCACUGCGUUUGUUGGAACCUUGCCAGAUGCAUAAUGCAGACCAAUUGGCAGACUGGUGUCUUUAUCACAUAGCCGUUAAUUACAAUGAUAUUUGUCGGAAAACUCCGAAAUUGCUUCGAAAUCUCCAUCCUGAAAAUCAGGCCUAUUUGAAUAGAAAUCGCUGGCCUCCUGUGUG